Rhea pennata is the source of this 885-nucleotide messenger RNA. RefSeq names its product glutaredoxin and cysteine rich domain containing 1 (gene GRXCR1). The coding region runs from base 1 to 885 and encodes 294 amino acids. NCBI's taxonomy places the organism in Eukaryota, Metazoa, Chordata, Aves, Rheiformes, Rheidae. The transcript is spliced from 6 exons. Gene Ontology annotation, biological process: sensory perception of sound; inner ear receptor cell stereocilium organization. The record is from RefSeq and is a predicted model, not a curated record. Gene Ontology annotation, cellular component: kinocilium; stereocilium.
AUGUUUAAAAGUGGGAUGAAGACUGAAAGUGAGAGGCUGUCGAGGAAAGUCCGAUUCCGAGUUGCUUCCUCUCACAGCGGGCGAGUGCUAAAGGAGGUUUACGCGGAUGGAGAAGCUGGAGACUCUCUGGAUUCUGAAUAUGCCAGCAGUUCAGAAACUGACCAAACCAGCCGGUUAAGUGAAGUGGAAGGACAGCAGAAUGGACAUGUAGGCUCUGAGUGUGAUGAAAACGAAAAUGACCAGGAUGACUUGCUCAUUUUAGCGAGAGCCACUAAAGAAAGGGGUUUUGGUACAAAGCGGGUGAACAUUCUCAGCAAAAAUGGCACAGUUAGAGGAGUCAAGCAUAAAGUCAGUGCUGGCCAAGCCCUUUUUGACAAUUUGUCAAAAGUAUUUCAGCAGCCCUCCACUGAAAUGGAAUGUGGUCGCAUAGUAAUUUAUACUACCAGCCUUCGUGUGGUGAGAAACACUUUUGAAAGAUGUGAACUGGUUAGAAAGAUCUUUCAAAAUCAUAGAGUUAAAUUUGAAGAAAAAAAUAUUGCUCUGAACAGCGAUUAUGGGAAAGAACUAGACGAAAGAUGCAGGAGGGUAUGUGAAGUUCCCUCCCUCCCGGUAGUGUUUAUCGAUGGCCAUUAUCUUGGGGGUGCUGAGAAAAUUUUGCUAAUGAAUGAAUCUGGGGAACUGCAGGAUCUCUUAACCAAAAUUGAGAAAGUCCAGCAUCCCCACGAGUGCCCCUCUUGUGGGGGCUUUGGUUUCCUUCCGUGCUCAGUGUGCCAUGGGAGCAAGAUGUCCGUGUUUCGGAACUGUUUUACAGACUCAUUCAAGGCUCUCAAGUGUACCGCUUGCAAUGAGAACGGCUUACAGCGCUGCAGGAGCUGUGCAGGCUAA